AAUCAGCACAACAAAUUAAAAUAGGCUUGCAAAUCUUCAGAAUAUCAUGGAGUUUUACGAUUUCAUGGGAGUUGGGAAUUCAAAUAAUGCAUCUAGUAGCAGGGCUGCUGCUUUCAAGUACUUCAGCUGCUGCAUCAAGUUCAGGUGCUACCCAGGCAUCAUCUUUCAGGAAAGUGGUGACCAUGGAGGAUGUUGGUGUACUUAAAAACCGAAUGUUUUUGUAUAAAGAGGAUGUGGACACUCAUAUUGUUCCUCAUUUGAAGAAAGAGGAGAAGCGAAUUCUGCGUAGGGGCAAGAAAUCUCUAGACAUUUGGGUUAUUGACAAAUAUGGCACUUGUUACGCAAUGGGGUUAAUAUUCAUGAACCCUCACUAUCAUCUUCUCGGAGCUGCACCUCUAGUUUUAGGAAAGAACUUUCAAGGGAAUCAGGUGAUUGAAAUUAGUCUAUACAUUUCUUACUAAUAUUUGGAAAAAGGAUACUGAUUAGUACACUAUUUGAUUUAAUAUAGUAUAUAAAAUACU
Rubroshorea leprosula is the source of this 521-nucleotide messenger RNA. The record is from the annotation of a GenBank genome assembly. NCBI's taxonomy places the organism in Eukaryota, Viridiplantae, Streptophyta, Magnoliopsida, Malvales, Dipterocarpaceae.